Molecule: messenger RNA, 3369 nt
Organism: Mastomys coucha (southern multimammate mouse)
Lineage: Eukaryota; Metazoa; Chordata; Mammalia; Rodentia; Muridae
Gene: Hoxa3
Product: homeobox A3
Exons: 3
Coding region: 1156-2490 (444 amino acids)
Biological process (GO): regulation of transcription by RNA polymerase II
Cellular component (GO): nucleus
Molecular function (GO): RNA polymerase II cis-regulatory region sequence-specific DNA binding; DNA-binding transcription factor activity, RNA polymerase II-specific
Source: RefSeq, a predicted model, not a curated record
AAGCUGUUUGUGAAUGACUGGGGAGUAGGUAUCAUAUGGAGCAGAAGACACAAAAGAUGAGUGGAUUGAAUCCUUGUGGGACAGAAAUAUAUGUUUUAGAAGCCAGCAUUUGGUCUGGUUCUUAUCUCCCAGACUUGGACCAGGCAGCUUUGGAUUCUUACUUUCCAGCUUCUGAGUUAGGUCAUGGCUAGGGGAGUUUCUAUAGAUCUUCUCCCAGCCAGAACCUUGGAAGUGUGAUGUUACCAGCUUAGGCUAGUCCUCACUUCCAAGGAGUCAGGUCUCCUUUUUUUUUUUUUAAAUCAAUGUUGUGAUUUGUACACCCUCAUCCCUCACAAGAUGUACAUCCCUCUUUACUUAGUGUCUUAAGUUCUCAACAGACCCCUUUUGAGUCCCUUCUGGAGAGAAAAGCAGGGAGGCUCAUACACAGUCUCCUGCAGCUGCUACAACUAAGUACCACACUUAGAGCCAGCUGAAGACUGAGGCCUCAGGAAUAAGACUACAGCAUUCUCAAAACACUCAAAGUUCAGAAAUGAAAGCAGGGAACUUUUUAGAUUCCUGUGGAAAAGUUGAGUAGGCAAUGUCACCAAACAGAAGGCAAGAGUAGGGGUGGAGACUGGGAGGACAGUUUAUUUGUUUUAGCCAGGUUCUACUAAGCAGAACUGGUUCAGGUCAGUUUCAGCUGGUAGAGGUGGAGUUGUCUUAGGGAUGAGGGUACAAAACAGUCUGAGGGGAGGGUUUCAGGCUGACUUGUAGGUUAGCACAGGAGACUUCAGUGGCAUUCAGCGCUUCCCCCUAUUUCAGAGUCAAUUAGAUCAUUUCCUCUUACAUUUUUCAUCUUUGGAGGCAUAUAAUUUCAUGUAUCGCUCAGCUAUGCGCUGAGGAAAUGCAUAAGUAUGGGUUUGGCUAGGGCAUUAGGUCUUUCCAGAUUUAGCAAAAUCCUGACCCACAACUCUAUAGCGGAGCACGGCUUUCCUAGUAGGCUGCCUCUGAACAAAACCAACUGGACUUGGAACAGCGACUUUAACAUUUUGUCAGGUCUGCGCGCGGCGGCCAUUGGCGGCGGAGUGUCACGUGACCGCGGGGGCGUGCCAAUGUGCUCCUUUACGGGUGUCAAGCCCUUGUCAGAGAGUGUGAUCACGAUCGUGAAACCUCGCGAUGCAAAAAGCGACCUACUACGACAGCUCGGCGAUCUACGGUGGCUACCCCUACCAAGCAGCCAAUGGGUUCGCUUACAAUGCCAGUCAGCAGCCAUACGUGCCGUCUGCCGCUCUGGGCACCGAUGGCGUUGAGUACCAUCGACCUGCCUGCUCCCUCCAGUCUCCCGCCAGCGCUGGGGGCCACCCCAAAGCUCAUGAGCUGAGCGAAGCUUGUCUGCGCACUCUAAGCGGCCCUUCUAGCCAGCCCCCAGGCCUGGGUGAUCCAUCUUUGCCUCCACCUCCUCCCCAGGCAGCGCCCCCAGCCCCACAGCCUCCACAGCCCCCACCACAGCCCCCUGCGCCCACCCCUGCAGCUCCUCCGCCUCCCUCGUCUGUCUCUCCCCCUCAAAGUGCCAACAGCAACCCUACCCCUGCCAGCACGGCCAAGAGCCCCCUGCUCAACUCUCCCACCGUGGGCAAACAAAUCUUUCCCUGGAUGAAAGAGUCAAGGCAGAACACUAAGCAGAAAACCAGCGGCUCCAGCUCAGGGGAGAGCUGCGCUGGUGACAAGAGCCCGCCUGGGCAGGCCUCGUCCAAGCGCGCGCGCACUGCGUACACUAGCGCGCAGCUGGUAGAGCUGGAGAAGGAGUUCCACUUCAACCGCUACCUAUGCCGGCCCCGCCGAGUGGAGAUGGCCAACCUGCUGAACCUCACUGAGCGCCAGAUCAAGAUCUGGUUCCAGAACCGCCGCAUGAAGUACAAGAAAGACCAGAAGGGCAAAGGCAUGCUCACCUCUUCUGGGGGCCAGUCCCCAAGUCGUAGCCCUGUGCCUCCCGGUGCAGGAGGAUAUCUGAAUUCUAUGCAUUCGCUGGUCAACAGUGUCCCAUAUGAGCCCCAGUCACCCCCUCCUUUCUCCAAGCCCCCACAAGGCGCCUAUGGGUUGCCUCCGGCCUCCUACCCUGCUCCCCUGCCCAGCUGCGCUCCCCCACCUCCCCCACAGAAACGCUACACAGCGGCGGGGUCAGGCGCAGGGGGCACCCCUGACUACGACCCGCAUGCUCACGGCCUGCAGGGCAACGGCAGCUAUGGGACCCCACACUUACAGGGAAGCCCCGUCUUUGUAGGGGGCAGCUAUGUGGAGCCCAUGAGCAACUCUGGGCCAGCACUCUUUGGCCUAACUCACCUCCCCCACACCACCUCGGCUGCCAUGGACUACGGGGGCACUGGGCCGCUGGGCAGCGGUCACCACCAUGGGCCGGGGCCUGGGGAGCCACACCCCACCUACACGGACCUUACUGCCCACCAUCCUUCUCAGGGAAGAAUUCAGGAAGCGCCCAAGCUCACCCACCUGUGAUGAUGGGCCCAGGGCUGCGAGCCAGGAGAGUUGCCCACCCCACCUUCUUUGGUUUCUUUCCCCUUUUCUUUGUUUUCUGUUCUUCUUGCCUUUCCCUUUUCUCCUCUGCACCCCUCCCUCAGUUUGUUUUCCUUGGUAAUGCGUUUUUAUAGUUUAUGUGACGUAGCAAUCUUGGUUGCUGGAAAGGUUGUCAGUAUCAGUAGCAACAUUUACCACCACCCGUCCUCGUCCUGGUCUCUGGCCCUGAUCCUUUACCUUCUCUACUCUUUGAUAAGAAACAGGGUAUAUGAACAAACUUUUUAGUCGAGUUUUCAAUGUGAAUUUGUUCAUACUUUAUGGCUCCCGAGAGGAAGCAACUGCGUUUUUUUUUUUAAGUUUUAGUUUUUAAAAUUGCACUUCUUGUAAUGAUCGAGAAAAAGAAAUCAAAGGCGCUUUGAAACAGGGACUCCCUGUGCAAAGAUGACUAAAUGUACGUCUUUCCAUGUGUGUGUGCUGGUGAACAGUCAGAUUUAUUUAUAUUUUUUGCAAGCAUUGAAUAGUCUAAGUUUUAAAUAUUAUUUAUCCCCAUCCGUUCGUAUUUAUAUUAAAGAAAUUCUGUACCCUGAUUGUUCAGAAGGUUUCUUGAGCCUUUUGUUCAAUGGUGUAUUGGCAUACAUAUAAAAUUUAUUUGAAAGGGAAAUAAAAUUCCUUUAUAAAAACCGUAGCAAUGCAAUAAGAACAGAGAGGACCCAGAGUUUGAAAAUAGUGGUUUAAGUUUGUAACAUCCGGCAAAACUGAAGCUAAAAAUGCUAGAUUUGUUUUAAGAGUUUUACAUUCCUUGCUGCUCACAUUCUGAGAAACAAAACAAAAAAAAAUAAAUAAAGUUUUUAUUCUGAUUAC